AUGGCCUCCAGCGUUGGAAAUGGAAAGAGGGUGAAUCCCGUACUCAGAAUAAGUCAACUUGAUGCUCUUGAACUAAACAAAGCCCUGGAACAACUAGUGUGGUCGCAGUUUACCAGCUGUUUUCAUGGAUUUAAACCAGGGGUGUUGGCUCAUUUUGAACCAGAAGUAAAAGCAUUUUUAUGGCUUAUAUUAUGGAGAUUCACUAUCUAUUCCAAGAAUGCAACUGUGGGACAGGCUAUUCUGAAUAUUCAAUACAAAAAUAACUUAUCUCAGGCAGAGAAAUAUCAACCUCUGAGCAAACACCAGAAGUUAUGGUAUCUUAUUUUCACUGUUGGUGGAAGAUGGUUGGAAGAAAGAUGUUAUGAUUUAUUUAGCAAUCGUCAACUGCAAUCUUUCUGCAAAAUUAAGCGUUAUAUUAGCUUCGGAGCUGGGCUUCUUAAACUUUGUGGACUUCUAAAUUUUCUGAUUUUUCUUCAGAAAGGAACAUUUGCAACGCUUACAGAACGCAUUCUAGGAAUUAGGUCAGUUUUUUGCAAGCCACAAAGUGUUCGUCAGGUAGGAUUUGAAUACAUGAACAGGGAGCUCUUAUGGCAUGGCUUUGCUGAAUUUCUGAUCUACCUGCUACCACUGAUUAAUGUACAGAAACUAAAACUUAAAAUUUCUUCUUGGUGUCUGCCUAUUGGAGGUCUUUCUAAUAGUGAAAAUGCAUCAACAGCUCACUGCAAGGAAUGUUCACUAUGUGGGGAAUGGCCUACCAUGCCUCAUACCAUAGGCUGUUCGCAUGUUUUUUGUUACUACUGUAUUAAAAGUAACUAUUUAUUUGAUAUGUAUUUUACAUGUCCUAAAUGUGGCUCAGAGGUACACAGUCUUCAGCCACUGAAAUAUAAAAUUGAAAUGACAGAAUUGCAUGCUUGAUGUGGGGUUAUUUGUUUUUAUACUGUACAUGAAAUAGUGUGUUGUAGAGAUAAAUGGAAAAAAUCAGAAAUUACUGUAAACAGCUAAAGAUAGUUUUGGAGACUCUAUAAUUUGUUGUAACAUAUGUCUUUACUGGUCUUAGUUUUUUA
Phaethon lepturus (White-tailed tropicbird) is the source of this 1064-nucleotide messenger RNA. It is a transcript of the gene PEX2, whose product is annotated as peroxisomal biogenesis factor 2. The coding region runs from base 1 to 915 and encodes 304 amino acids. Gene Ontology annotation, biological process: protein import into peroxisome matrix. The record is from RefSeq and is a predicted model, not a curated record. The transcript has a single exon. Gene Ontology annotation, molecular function: zinc ion binding. NCBI's taxonomy places the organism in Eukaryota, Metazoa, Chordata, Aves, Phaethontiformes, Phaethontidae. Gene Ontology annotation, cellular component: peroxisomal membrane.